Molecule: messenger RNA, 1478 nt
Organism: Sorghum bicolor (sorghum)
Lineage: Eukaryota; Viridiplantae; Streptophyta; Magnoliopsida; Poales; Poaceae
Exons: 10
Coding region: 95-1228 (377 amino acids)
Cellular component (GO): cytoplasm
Source: RefSeq, a predicted model, not a curated record
CGCCACCCACCAGCAACGCACCUCCACGGCCCCACGGCGAGCCCCGAGCCCCGUGCGCGCGCGACCAGCUAGCCAGCAGCCACUACCCGCCGACAUGAUCACUGGGGCUCUGCAGGUCGCCGCCGGCGGCCAGCCGCUCCUGCUCACCCGUCGGGGCCAGCAGCGGCGCCGGGUGUUCCGGCCGCCCCAAGCAGUGGCGUCCGACGCCGCUGCCGCCGCCACGGCGAACGAGGAGGGCGGCAAAGUGGCGCUGGGCGGGUCCGGCGUCGCCGUCACCAAGCUCGGCGUCGGGGCCUGGUCCUGGGGCGACACCACCUACUGGAACGAGUUCCAGUGGGACGAUAGGAAACUGAAGGCCGCUAAAGGAGCAUUUGACGCGAGUAUCGACUGUGGAAUAACCUUUUUUGAUACUGCUGAAGUGUAUGGAGCAGGGAUAUCAGGAGCGAUUAAUUCAGAAAGUUUACUAGGAAGAUUUAUCAAGGAAAGGCAACAGAAGGAACAGGUAGACGUGGCUAUCGCGACAAAGUUUGCAGCUCUUCCAUGGAGGUUUGGUCGUGGGAGCGUCAUUUGUGCGUUGAAGGCCUCGUUGGAUCGCCUUGGCGUCUCUUCAGUUGAGCUCUACCAACUUCAUUGGCCAGGGAUAUGGGGCAACGAAGAUUACCUGGAUGGCCUUGGAGACGCUGUCGAGCAGGGCCUUGUAAAGGCUGUUGGAGUCUCAAACUACAGCGAAAAACGUCUCCGGGAUGCCUACCAGCGCCUCAAGAAGAGGGGGAUUCCACUCGCUUCGAACCAAGUGAAUUACAGUCUGAUAUACAGGAACCCGGAGGAAAACGGGGUGAAGGCGGCUUGCGAUGAGCUUGGCGUUACUCUAAUCGCUUAUUCCCCAAUCGCCCAAGGUGCUCUGACAGGAAAAUACACUCCGGAGAAUCCCCCUAAAGGUCCUCGAGGACGGAUAUACACACCAGAGUUCCUGACAAAGCUCCAACCACUUAUCAACCGGAUCAAGGAGAUUGGAGAAAGCUACGGGAGGACUUCAACCCAGGUGGUGCUGAACUGGCUGGUGUGCCAGGGCAACGUGGUGCCGAUCCCUGGCGCCAAGAACGCGGAGCAGGCCCGGGAGUUCGCAGGCGCGCUGGGGUGGAGCCUCACGGCCGACGAGGUGGAGGAGCUCCGGUCCAUGGCGCGCCAGGUGAAGCCCGUCAUCGGCUUCCCGGUGGAGAAGCUGUGAGCGGUCGGUUCAGCUGGGAGUUUUGGUCACCGCCGCUCAUCAGAAAACCUCAUGGCAGUGACACCAGGCCAGUGUAGUAGUGUAUAGUAGGACUAUAGGUAGAUGGACAAAGCGUACCACUUCCAUUGCAAGACUGCAGACGAUGUAUUCUACUGUACUGUACGUAAUGUAACAGCGAAAUUCAACAGCAUAGUGUAGUACUCUCUCCGUCGUCCUUAAAGAGUGUCGCAACCAGGGAAAUUCAACAGCA